This is a messenger RNA of Sander lucioperca (pikeperch), 3256 nucleotides long. RefSeq names its product major facilitator superfamily domain containing 13a-like (gene mfsd13al). The coding region runs from base 293 to 1762 and encodes 489 amino acids. The record is from RefSeq and is a predicted model, not a curated record. The transcript is spliced from 7 exons. NCBI's taxonomy places the organism in Eukaryota, Metazoa, Chordata, Actinopteri, Perciformes, Percidae.
AAUUGAGUUGUGUUUUUUUUUUUAAACACAGCGUCAGUAAACAUUUAGUAAGUCUGUUUUACGGAAAGUAACAUCAUUGCAUGUGGACAACAUGAACAUCUGACAACUGGAACCAGAACAAGCUCAGUAACAUUACCGAAUGCGUUUUUGAUCUGGAAUAUUGACCAACUUCACUAUUUUUGCUAUUAGCAGUCAUUUUUUAGCAAUGCUAAAUAACAACAGCGUAACAUAGUUAGCGACAACACUUCCUCGUUCCAGCUAGCUAGUUAGACAGGUAACUGCGUUAGCUGUCAUGGCUGUGGAGGACAAACCUACCUCCGGAAAAAUGAUCGUAGUCCGACAUCUGAUAAACUUUGGGCUCAAUCCUGCAGCUGUGGCUUAUGCCAUGACUACACUGGGAUCUGCCAUGAUAAACAACAUAUUUAGCUUCUACUAUGUCAAACUCUUUCUCAAUAAGUACAAGAUAUCAGAGGGAGCAUUUCACCAAUCACAAGUGGUGUACAUGGUGUGGAAUGCAAUCAAUGACCCCCUCUUUGGCUACAUGCAAGAUAAUUCCAGGGUGCCCUGCUGCUCUCAGCGACGUCUCUCCAUCCUGUAUGGUGCUCCCCUCUACUCGCUGGCCUUUCUUCUAGCCUGGUUCCCAUGGCAGACCUACGCCCCUGGUGACUGGUUGAGCGGCUUGCACUUGAUGGUGGCGCUGUGUGCUUUUGACGGCAUGCUGACUUUUGUGCUGCUGGCACAGUGUGCAUUGUUUGCAGAGAUUUCCAGCCACCAUCAGAGCCGACUAAGACUUGUAAAGUACAGCCAGGUAGCUUCUCUCAUUGGUUCCUCCAGUGUCCUCUUCUGUGGUGUGCUGACCAGAAACAUGGAAGACUUUGCGUCCUUCCAAGCCUUCACAGUGCUGAUCGCUAUCUUGAGCUGUGGCUGCAUGCUCUACACGGGCCUCCACAGUGAGAGCCGCUUUGAUAACAAAGGUCCUGAUUUAGAUGCAGAUGAUGCUGAUGACCAGACAUCCCAUCAAUCAGCAUUUUCCUUCUCCAUGUUAAAAUCUUUGACGUGGCAAAUUAUGAGCAACAGGGACUUCCAGCUUUUUGUGUUCAUGAACUUCUUCCAGGUUUUUAUGUUAGCUUUCUUCAAUAAUUUUACCAUGAUAUUUGCUGAGCAUCUGAUUCCUCCAGAUGUGCUUCCAUCACUGGCCAAGAGCAUUAUGUACGGAGCGGGAUUCAUCUGUCCACAGCUGUUAGUAUUGAGCUGUCAGAGUCAGCUCCACACUCUUGGCUACUACAGGAUCAUCCUCUUCACCUUCUACACGGAGGCUGCAAUGGCAGCUAUCAUGCUCAUACUCGGUCCUCAGCACUACUAUAUCCUGGCAUUUUUCCUCACCGUUAACAUGAUCAUAAUCCAAGCAGCCUUCAGUCUUUUUGGCUUGCCUUUGGCUGACAUCAUUGACACAGACUUGCAGAAGUACAAGCGCAGUUCCCCUCUUUCGUCCAUGGUGUUUGGGACGAAUGCACUGUUCACUAAGCCGGCUCAGUCGCUGGCACCUAUGAUAGUUCUCAAUAUCCUCAACCAGUUUGGAUAUGAACAGCUGAAAGACGCAGGAAGGGAUUCAAAUCCAAGCGCUUCGGAGAGCCUCCACAGUGUCAUGUUCUAUUUGGUGUGUGUGGUGCCCAUGUGUGUCGCUGGUCUGCAAGCCCUUGCGUGGAGGCCGUUUUCCAUGCGCAGCAGUCACACAGUUGACAUAAAGUACGUUGACGGCUAACUUCAAUAUUUUCAGCAUUCAAAGUGAGCUGGUUGAUAUUUCUUCAGCUGGGAUUUGGGAAAAUUCGUUAUUGAUUAAGUAUGAGAUUAUGUUAAAAGUAAUGUGUAAAUAUCUUUUUCAAGUCACUGAUUGUCACUGUCACUGCCUGAACUGUUGUUUGUUCUUAAUGGAGGAACUGUACUUGUAAAAUGAAUGUAAAUGGAAAGGUUGCUACAGAAAUUGUUGAGUGGCAUCUUGAAACAGUCAACUGGCAGUUGAAAUUAGGAGUGGGUGUCUUCCAUUAAAAAUAAGAUCCAAUAAAAAUAGUGUUAGCAGCUAAAUGUUAUAGCUCUUGAACCAAGACAGAAGCUGAACAUUAAAUGGCUACUUACUGUAGACUGACUACCUCUUCUGUAGAAGCACAGUUACACCAUAUGGAAUCAGAAAGCGAGAUACAAAAAUGUAAAGAGCAUUAAUUUGGAUUUUUUUUUAUAAUGGACUUUCACAUUCCAUGGUCGAUUUUGGUUAAGGGCAUUGUGGUAUUGUAUGUACUAUCAAAAAAGACGUGUAUUUUUUUGUCAACAUAUUCUGUUAUAUCCAUCUGAAUUGUGGAUAGUAGAGAAAGACUAAAAGCACUGUAAGAACCCUGUUUACACUAUAUUUUGCUGUUGGGAUUUCAGUUUUUUCCCCUGGGCCCCAGGUUGGUUGACAGGCGCCUAAUUGAAAUCUAAUUCCAAUCAUCAUUAAAGUAAAUAAUAGGCUGAGCUUCGUUUUACCUGAAGAAACAAGGUGAAAAAUAUCACAAAUAUUUGAUUUGAUUUUGAUUUCACUUUUAUUGUCAAAAUGUUUUUCUCAAAUGUGUCUUACGUCCCAAGAUGUACACUGUUUCACAUACAUAACAAAACACAACAUUUAACCAAACAAAACAAAUACGAAUAACUGGCUGCAGUGCAGUAAAUGCCAUCAUCUUUAUUGUACACAUGGGCAAAAUUACCAAUUGCAGCUUACAUUCCAGCCAUGCUCCAGAAUGCAGUAAAUCAAGGUGAUGCUUUUACAGCAUCUACAACUGUUGGGCCUUUUACAGACACUUUCACUGUGACUUAUAACCAGUAUUUGAGUAACAUUAGAGCUUCAGUGGUUUCAGUCAAAACAUGGCUCACACCAUUUAAGCUUAAAGGGACUAUACUCGAUAUUCAGAAAACAAAUUGGUUUGGGAUUGCCUCCACACAGCUCUCAGACUACAAAGAACAGAGAAGGUCAGAUUGAAACACACACAGAGGGAGUGUGACUUCCUUCUCUGCUCAGGAUGCCAUUACUCCACUAUAUCUUUACAUAGCAAAUAUUUGUUUUUCUGCUAUAUUAAUGUUCUGAAUAUUGAGUACAGCCCCUUUUUAAAUAUGGGAGAUUGGAGGCAGAAAGGGAAGAAUGCACACAGACUCUGAACAAAGGAUGUUUAAGUGAAUAGUAUGAGUCAAAAAAAAGUCAUAUCACAGCCUAUAAUGUGUAAAAAAAAAA